AUGAACAAUCCCAUAGCCUCAUCUAUGUUCACGCCUGGAAUGGCGGACGUGAUGACGGAACUCGGGUCUGCCAAUUCGAUGCUGGCAUCGUGGGUGGUCUCCGUCUACGUGCUGGACUAUAUGGUUGUCCCGUUUUUGAUUCCGCCCUUGAUGGAGCUGUACGGCCGCGACACACUAUACCACGCCUGCAAUAUCCUAUCCCUGAUCUUCACCAUUGCCUGUGCCGUCGCCCAAUCCCUCCCACAGCUCGUCGUGUUUCGGCUGCUGCCUGGCAUUGCGGGUGUCUGCCCGCUUAUAAUUGAAUCCGGGACGGCGGCGGAUCUGACGGGCGUCAUGAUCAUGGGAACGAUGCUCAGCUAUCGAGAAUCAUAUGCGCCGUUACUACUCCGAAGAAAAGCAGCGCACCUUUGCAAGGAGACAGGUAACGCCGACUUGCGUUCCCCUUACGAUUGGGGCCGCCUUCCUCGAGAACUGUUCAUGUCGGCCCCGGCACGGCCCAUGAAGCUCCUCUUUGGCUUAACCAUCGUCUUCCUGCUGGCUCUCUUCGCGGCCGUUUCAUACGGUUAUCUCUACCUCAUGUUCACGACCAUCACGUCCAUAUUUAAAAGCAACUAUGGCUUCUCAGCAGGCUUGAGCGGCUUGUCAUAUCUGGGCUUUGGCGUUGGUUCCCUGUUGAGUCUAGCUGUGGUCGGAAAAGUCACCAAUCAGAUGCAGUCACCCAUUCGGCUCGAGGCUGUUGCACGCUCGACUCUCGUCUGCCGCCCAUGGUCUACGGCUGUUGGGGCAUCCCGAUCGGCCUGUUCUGGUGUGUUCGGUAUGGGCCUGAUUACGAUCUUCAUGUCCGCGAAUACCUACCUGAUAGACUCAUAUCUCCUGCACGUUGCCUCUGUGACUGCCGCAAGCGCAGCCAUGCGUUCGCUUGUAGGCGCGGUUCUUCCACUGGCCGGUCUAUCGAUGUAUCGAGCGCUCGGUCUUGGAUGGGGCAACUCUCUACUGGCGUUCAUCGCCCUGGCCAUGUGUGUCGGGCCGAUGCUGCUUACCCGGUAUGGGACUGCGAUUCGGAUUCAUCCCUAG
This is a messenger RNA of Penicillium riverlandense, 1074 nucleotides long. RefSeq names its product MFS general substrate transporter. The transcript is spliced from 3 exons. Gene Ontology annotation, biological process: transmembrane transport. The record is from RefSeq and is a predicted model, not a curated record. The coding region runs from base 1 to 1074 and encodes 357 amino acids. Lineage: Eukaryota; Fungi; Ascomycota; Eurotiomycetes; Eurotiales; Aspergillaceae. Gene Ontology annotation, molecular function: transmembrane transporter activity.